UAUUAAAGUGUGUAAACGGUGUAAACAAAGCAACCCUUUCCAGAAAAUUUAAAUGCUUCCUCCGCCCAACAUGGACCGCUCGCGCCGGAAGCGCAAACUCACGGACCGGCUGCGGAACAGCUUCGUCGAGUUUCCGGCUCUCGGACAACAGCAGGCCGCCGAAAUCAAGCCGGAACCACCGGAAGAAGUGACCGCCUUCUGCCGACUGUGCAAAUCCAGCACCGGCGUCAAACUGCUCGCACUUUUCGGCCGUGGCCGGAAGUGUGCCCCGACGGGUACGGUUGAGAAGGUUCGUCGGUGUCUCGGAGUUGAGAUUUCGACGGAACACGAUCCGGAGGCACUGAUUUGUCGCGCGUGUCUAACGCGGCUGGAUCGUUACGAUGCCUUCCGGAGUCGGGCGUUGCAGUGCAACGAGUACGCUCAAAAUCAGAUGGCCGACGACGAAGCUCAGCUGGGGGAUGAUGUCCCCGCGGAAGUUCGGGUUUGUCGGUUCUGUUUGAAAAUUGGUGGUCGGUUGAUGGACUUGUACCCGGAGGGAGGUGCCUCGGAAGAGCAGCAGCUAGCUAUGAUACGAGAGUGUCUGGACGUUGAGAUAAACUUGUGGGACUCGGUGACCAAGAUUUGCCGGAUUUGCCUUCAGAGCUUGGAGGAGUUGGUGGCGUUUCGCAAGGAGCUGCUGCCGGAAUCGGUUUAUGUCAAACAGGAAGAGAAGCCGGAACUGUCGAAUUUGGGAGCGCUGGCUGAGAUUCUGGACAUGCAUGUGUCUGAUUCGGAUUGUUCGCUUGAGGAUGGUGAAGAUCCGCUGGAGAAGUCCACCUUGAAGACCAUCCAACCUGAGUUAGUUGCUUUGCUUGGGACGGAUCGAGAAGGUCGUAACUUCACCGUGCUCAAAGAUGAUGGAGAAAGGUUGAAGAUUUCAUUCGAAGGCUUCCAGUUCCAGUUCUCGUCCAUGCAACUGAAGGGAAAGUCUUGUUGGAACUGCGCCAUGCAACGCCUUCGAACCUGCAGAAAAAAGUUGGAAAUUGAUUCUUCGGGAAUGGUUGCUUCUACGACUGGCAGGCACAAUCACUCUGACAGGUUGGACAAUCUGAUGGAAUGCCCCGGAAAGGGCAAAAUGUCGUUCAACAAGCUGGGGAUGGAUUUCUGGUUUUACUACGGGGAUUCCAAGCAAUACCAAAACACCAGGACUAUCUUUCUGGACGGGUUCAAGUAUUACCUAUCGCGUCUACUGAUAGGCUCGGCCGGAAGCAAGUGGAAUUGUUCGGAACUAAGACAGCAUCGUUGCAAGGCAACCCUCCUCAUCGACGGCAUCUUCGAGCGGGCUGAACUAAAGGGAAAGCACACGCACAAAGCUAUGCUUCAGCGAAAAAUCGACUUGGCGUUGACCUCGUCCGGCAUUGAUCUGGAAUCCACGGAAGCGAUCACCACUUUUCGGCGGGACAAUCCAAGUGUAACCGGAAUCGCCGAAGAUCGCGAAGUGGCUAAUCAGAAGAACCUGUUGAGCUUGAUGAGAUCGGCUACGAAAGAGAAGCAACCGGAGAUAUUCCGGAUUCUCGGCGGCGAGGAGGAUCCCGAGCGGAACUUCCAGGUCACGCGAACCGGUGCCAAGUUUAAGCUCUGCAAGGACGGGUACGAGCAUCGUUACUAUGGUCGGUUGGAGGGUGGAGUUACGGUGUGGAAAUGCAUCAUGGACUCGUUGAAGCACUGUCAGGUUGUGGUGAAGUUGGGCGCCGACGCCAAGCGGCUGGAACCGUUCAACAGGAAAAGACACAGCCACGGAACGGAACCGAUGGAGGUGCUGAGCUAUCCGAUCGGGCAGAGGAUGGUGGGGGGUGAGCCGGUUUGGCUGUUGAGUCGGGUUUCCCUGUACUACGAGAGUCGGUUCGUGUGCUUUCGGGGCUUCCUGUUCAUCAUGCAGGAAAUCAACCGGAAGGGCUUGAUUCGCUGGUGUUGUUUGCGGAAGCAUUCCUGCCGGACGCUGUUGAUAACCAAGGGCAAUUUUGACGAGAUGGUACAAAAAGGCGAGCACUCGCACGAAAAACUGUCGGACGAUGAACUCGGCAAACUGAUUGAGGGCAAACCUAGCGCGACUCCACAACCAACGGAGAAUCUCUCCUUCCGGCAGAAGCUGCUCUCCUACCCGUGCACCAAAGGCUCAAUCUGGGACGAAGACCGCGUCCAGUUCGAGACGUUCUACGUGCUGUCGGAUGUAAACAAGGCCGUCCACACCGGGUACGGGUUCGUCUUCCGUGGACAUCGCUACGCGUUCGGCUCGCUGGACCAGAACGAAUCGAGUCAGUGGAUCUGCCUCUGGCAGGAAACCUCUCGGGGCAGUUGCAAAGCAAAGGCGCUCGUCGAAGGUCAAUUUCAAUCCGUGCGGAUAUCCUGCAGCCACAACCACGACGACAUGACCGAGUCCGAACUGCAGCACAUGCUCAAACGGAGCUUGCUCCAUCCCACGCUAGGUGAGUCAAGCUUGGAGGUCCUGCCGGAACCGGAGUCCAGCAACAUUCUAGCUACCUUGGCCCGACCAGAUCCGGAGCGAAACUUCGAGGUGAAGCGAACCAAGUACAAAUUUCUCGUAACUUACGAGGGAGAAAACUUUCGACUGAAAUCGCGCUCGCCGGACGGAAGUUCGGUGUGGAGUUGCGUCUGGACGAGCGCGCGAAAGUGUAAGGUCCUUUUACACCUAAAGGCCGACGGGAAAAUGGUCACGGUCGCGGACGACACCAAGAAGCAACACUCGGACCAAGAGAUUGCCGUUUUCUCGCACGAGCUGGGAAAAUUGCAAAUCUUCGACGAGGACAAGGACGAGCACCUGCCCUGUUGGUUGUUCAGCUACACCUCAGAGUACCGCGAAAAUCGAGGCAUAAUCUACCAAGAGUACAAGUACAUGCUGUACAACAUCAACAAUGCCGGCGUCAGCAAGUGGAAAUGCCACGUCACGCAGUGCAAAUGUUUCGCUCGAAUCUCCAACACCAUGAAGAUCAUCUCCGUCAGGAACGGUCCGCACACGCAUCACGAACCGCUGACCCAGCAAGAACUCAAAUCCCUCACGGGCACCGACAACCCCCAAGCCCCGAUAACACCUCCCACCCCACCCAACGAAGCCCUCCCGCCAAGAUACUCCACCCUGCAGCGAAUCCUCGCAACCGAAGACCCGAACCGCAACUUUCAACCACUUUUCCACCAAGACCAAACCAAAAUCGCCCACGACGGCUUCGAGUACAACUACAGCUCGUCCGAGGCCACCCACUCGCUUUGGCGGUGCAACUUCUCCACCAUCCGCAAGUGUCGAGCCAAACUGCACCUCGAUCACGACGGAAAGCGCGCAUUCCUCCCCGACCUCCCCAAACACAACCACAGUGCCGACCUGUGGGAGCUGUUCUACUACCCGCGCGGCCCAAGCACCAUCAUGAACGCGUACACCGAGACGACCGAGCCGUUCCACUUUCUGGUGCAGCCGUCGUUCCUGAGGCCGAUUCCGUUCCUGAUCUACGGGCGGCACAAGUACACGAUACGGUUCAUAACGGAGUCCGGCGACAGCUGCAAGUGGCAGUGCGUUGGCAACGGGUGUCGCGUGUGCUUGACCGUGACGGGGCUGUUUGAGCUGCUAGUCGAGGAUGGGAGCGAACACGUGGAUGCGCCGUUGUCGGAGGGCAAGAUAGCGGAGUUUGCGCGGAAGUAUGGGAGUGCGGUGGAGGAGGGUACUGGUGGUGAGGAAGUUGUGGAACAGGAUAAUUUUCCGUUCGUUGAAGUCCACAUGAAGGAAUGGUACGGCGACGGGGUUGUUGAGCUUUGAUAUUGUUAUGUCAGUAGUUAAGAAAGUUGCUUUCUUUCGUUGAAAUAAAAUCAGUUUUUGUUGAAUUUAAUA
Culex quinquefasciatus (southern house mosquito) is the source of this 3874-nucleotide messenger RNA. RefSeq lists its product as uncharacterized. The record is from RefSeq and is a predicted model, not a curated record. Gene Ontology annotation, molecular function: zinc ion binding. NCBI's taxonomy places the organism in Eukaryota, Metazoa, Arthropoda, Insecta, Diptera, Culicidae. Gene Ontology annotation, cellular component: nucleus.